Tripterygium wilfordii is the source of this 2469-nucleotide messenger RNA. RefSeq lists its product as uncharacterized. Lineage: Eukaryota; Viridiplantae; Streptophyta; Magnoliopsida; Celastrales; Celastraceae. The transcript has 7 exons. The record is from RefSeq and is a predicted model, not a curated record. The coding region runs from base 1 to 2469 and encodes 822 amino acids.
AUGGCGGAGCAAUUCUUGGCAAAAUUCUUUCAUCUAGCCAAGGCGAUGCAAAUUAGGGCGGAUAUCAUGUCUUUUGCUCUAAAGGAUCUUGAAUCGUUUUAUAAGGCUUGGGAGCGCUUUAAAGUGGAGGAUCUUUUAGUGAAGGUGGGAGAGCUCAUGUUCCCAGUGGAUUUUCUUAUCUUGGAUAUGGAGGCCAACCCCACUACUCUCAUAAUAUUGGGAAGCUACGGAAAUGCAUUUCCGUCACAAAUUCCGUCACUAGGUGCUGAUUGUUGUGACGAAAAUAAAGUUCCGUCACUAAUUCCGUCACUAAAUAUGGAGAUGCCUGAGUCUCGUAAGUGGAUGUACAACAGAAUCGGCCCCAAUCGAGUUGGAAUUACUGAAGAGUUCUUGAAGGGGGUUGAGGAUUUCAUUGAAUUUGCUUGUCAAAGUAGUUCAGAUUUUCAAAAUACAGGAAAAAUAAGGUGUCCAUGUGUUAGGUGCAAAUGCACAAGAUAUCAUGGUUUGGAUGAUAUAAGGAUGCACUUAUACCAAAAAAGUUUUCAGCCUAGAUAUCACUACUGGACCAGUCAUGGUGAAGAAAUGCCGAAUAUUCCCCGUGACCCAGCUAUUGAUGUGCAAGCAGAUGCUGCAAAUUAUUAUUGGCAAAGCAGUGAUCGGUCUAAUUUCAAUCCAUACGAGCAGAUGAUAAUGGACGUUGCUGGACUGUCGAUUAGGGAGGAUCUCUUACAAGAAGAAAAUUACAACCAGCAGUUCUUGCCGGAACCACCUAAUCCCGAUGUACAAAGUUUCUUUGACAUGUUGUCGGCUGCUCAAGCUCCGUUAUGGAAUAGAUGUGAGUCGCACUCGGAGUUGUCAGUCACAAUGAAGCUUUUAAGCAUUAAAGCUGACUACAAUAUACCGCAGGGUUGUUUUGAUGACGUCGUUCACCUUAUGAAAGAGAAGAUGCUUGCAGACAAUAGUAUGCUUGAAAAUUUCUAUCAAGCCAAGAAGUCAGUAUCUAAACUUGGACUUGGGUAUCAACGAAUCGAUUGUUGUAUAGGCGGUUGUAUGAUAUACUAUAAAAACGACGCGAAUUUGAUGCAGUGCAAAUUUUGCGGGGCAAACCGUUAUAAACCUCGGAGAACUGGAAGUGAAAAUUUGAAGGAUAUUCCGGUUAAAUGUAUGUGGUACCUGCCACUAAUUCCCAGGCUUCAAAGGUUAUUUAGUUCGACAGUUACAGCAAAGGAGAUGAGGUGGCAUUAUGAGCAUCAAAGCGAGUCCGACCUCUUGUGUCAUCCAUCUGAUGGAGAAGUAUGGAAAUAUUUUGACAGAACAUUUGAAGAUUUCGCUUCAGACCCACGUAAUGUAAGAUUAGGCUUGUGUGCAGAUGGUUUCACUCCUUUUGGACAAUCUGGUAAGAAUUACUCAUGUUGGCCUGUCAUUUUGACUCCUUAUAAUUUACCGCCUAUGAUGUGCAUGAAAAGAGAGUUUAUGUUUCUAACAAUAAUCAUUCCGGGUCCUCAUAAUCCAAAGAGUAGAAUCGAUGUUUAUCUUCAACCCCUGAUAGACGAGCUAAAUCAAUUGUGGUGCAAAGGUGUCAUAACAUACGAUGUGUUUAUGAAAGAAAAUUUUAUUAUGAGAGCUGCGUUGAUGUGGACUAUCAACGACUUUCCUGCCUAUGGUACGCUGUCUAGAUGGAUGACACAGGGGAAGUUAGCAUGUCCCUAUUGCAUGGAGUGUUCGAAGGCGUUUACCUUGAAAAACGGUAGGAAAAAUUCAUGGUUUGAUUGUCACAGACAGUUUUUGCCUACAACACAUGCGUUUCGACGGAACAAGGAUGAAUUUUGCAAGAAUCGAUUGGAGAAAUCACAACCUCCUCCACGUUUGUCUGGAGAAGAAGUGUUGGCACGAGGAAAAACAAAGGACAAUGUGAAGUCUCGGUUGGAUCUUUCACAUUAUUGUGAGCGUAGAGCUUUAGAGUUGGUGGAGUAUGAUAAUGGCAAAUCCUUUAAACCGAAAGCACAAUUUUGCCUCACUAUGGAGCAAAAAAGAGCUGUUUGUUCUUGGCGGCUACUUCCGAUUGCAUUGCGGGCAUUGCCCGAGCCCAUUUGGGCUACAAUUACUGAGCUCAGUCAUUUUUUUAAAGAUAUAUGUUCGACUACUUUGAGGGAGAAUCAAUUGAGCAUCAUAGAGGACAAUAUUCCUGUGGUCCUUUGCAAAUUGGAGCGUAUAUUUCCUCCAUCAUUCUUUGACUCGAUGGAACAUCUCCUGGUACAUCUACCAUUCGAAACAAGGAUGGGUGGGCCAGUACAAUAUAGAUGGAUGUAUCCCUUUGAAAGGUUCCUUCAUUCCUUGAAGAAGAAGGUUAAAAAUAAAGCUCGUGUGGAAGGAUCUAUUUGUGAAGCAUAUAUAGUCGAAGAGACAUCGUCAUUUGCUUCAUAUUAUUUUGAACCACAUGUGAGCUCUCGACGAACCAGAGUUCCUUGA